CAAGCAAGUGCAUCAUCCGCGUACAGCCAGUGCGACGCAUAUGUCCAGCAUUUGUCACUUCUGUUCCUGCAAGACAACCUUUCAACUUUGACCUUGCAAGCCAGAUUGUCAAGGUUUUUAACAUCUUUCCAAAUGCCAUGCGUUCUUACAGGGAGAUGGCACCAAGCGGUGAGACUAGAGUAGCACAGCAGUCUGGGGAAGUCUCGGAGAGUCGAAGUAGUUGCGUCGAUCGCACAAGGCAAAACCGGUUUGGGGUUGCAAAAAAAUUAAGGGAGCUCAGCAAAGUGCUGUCCACUGUCAGCGUGGAUAUAGGGGGAGUUAACGAAAUGAUCGAUGAUGACGUUGACCAUUUGUCCAAUUACUUGGCGCACUUAAGAGGACGGCGAGUCAGGAUCGCUGGGGACCACCGAAUUCGGGCUUUGGCCGCGCCUCUGUCGGGAGACGAACCCUGCGCGCACAAGAAUGAAGCACAUUUAGGGCGCGACUUUGGGGAAGAUGCCCUAUGGGUUGCAUAUGGUGGUGAACACACAGUUAUUGUAUUCAAGGACAAGACUUGUACAACCAGUAAAUAUGGUAGUCCCCUAGACUCAAGUGUAACUGACGAUUAUAGAGGGUGCACAAACCAGAGAACAAAAGUAAAGGAUUGCCACAGGAGUGCACCGCCCAGUGACUUGCUUGACAGGUCUCACGAAUGUGUUCGCAUUAGCCUCAACAUCCACAUGAAAGCAGGCAGCCAAGGCGCAGCACUGAAAGGGCCCUGUGAUGGAGUCGACAGUCUGCCACGCAGCUGGGCAGAGGAUGUUCAGAAUGCUGCAGUGGUGAGCAGGGACGGCUCUGCUCAGGCGCGUGCAGCAGGGAUGCAGGGGGCAGAGAAAGUGAGCCCAAACCCAGUGGAUUGUGAGAAAGAUCAGGAAGAGGACACUGCGCCAGAGAGCACAGCUUUAUCACAAAGAUCACACAGUGCGCAGAGCUCUCAGAAGAACAUACGACGAUUUCCUCACAUAAUAUGCUUCACCACUCUAUCUUGUAUUUUAUUGGUGCUUUCUUUCUACUGUAUUUGUUACCGGAGUUACAUUUGCUUCGCGACACAGUAUUUCACCCCUAAGGGAAUGAAACCAACAUAAGUGUAUGUAGAAUAAAAAUCAGAGCGUUGAAGUGGG
This is a messenger RNA of Lepisosteus oculatus (spotted gar), 1160 nucleotides long. RefSeq lists its product as uncharacterized. NCBI's taxonomy places the organism in Eukaryota, Metazoa, Chordata, Actinopteri, Semionotiformes, Lepisosteidae. The record is from RefSeq and is a predicted model, not a curated record.